Molecule: messenger RNA, 1647 nt
Organism: Carya illinoinensis
Lineage: Eukaryota; Viridiplantae; Streptophyta; Magnoliopsida; Fagales; Juglandaceae
Exons: 3
Coding region: 1-1647 (548 amino acids)
Source: RefSeq, a predicted model, not a curated record
AUGACAAAGAUUAUGGUAUAUCGUUUGGCUCCGGUACUUGGUAAAAUUAUUUCAAAGGAGCAAGCGGAGUUUAUUCUAGGAAGAAGUAUUUUUGACAAUAUGGCUUUGGCACAGGAGUUGGUACAAGGAAUAAAUCGAAAGGUUCGAGGUGGGAAUGUGAUGUUGAAGAUUGAUAUGGCAAAGGCGCAUGAUCGUGUUAACUGGAAAUUCCUUAUGGAUUUUUUACAUCUUUUGGGUUUUUCUGAGAAUUGGAGGAAUUUAGUAUAUAAUGCUAUUUCUUCUCCUUGUUACUCGAUUAUGUUGAAUGGUGGCUCUAAAGGUUUCUUUCAGGCAUCGCGAGGAAUAAGGCAAGGUGAUCCACUAUCACCAUAUUUGUUUAUUUUGUCUCAGGAAAUUCUUUCGCGCAUGGUGAAUCAACAAUUCAGGAUGGGUCGAAUCAAGUGUUAUCAUUCAGGUGGCGGAACACUAAUUUCGCAUCUUUUGUAUGCGGAUGAUGUUUUGGUUUUUACCAAUGGAGGUAAGGUUGCUAUUAGAAGGAUUAUGGAAAUUUUACAUCGGUAUGAAGAGAUGUCGAGGCAAUUGACGAGUCCUACUAAAUCAACGAUUUAUUUUUCUAAUUCUAUUGGUUUGGAUCGUAAAAGGGAUAUAAAGAGGUUAUCGGAUUUUGUAGAGGGGAGUUGGCCUUGUGGUUAUCUUGGAAUUUAUGACAGGAUAAGAAGCAUUUUCUCUGAUUUUCUUUGGGGUUCCUCUUCGGAGAUUAGAAAAAGAAAAUGGGUGUCGUGGAAUGUGAUUUGUAAGCCUGUGGAAGAAGGGGGGCUUGGUGUUAGAGACUUGAUGGAGGUGCAGGAAUCUUUAUUUAUGAAAUUUGGUUGGAAAUUGUUGAAGGGAGAUUCUCUUUGGGCUGAAUUUUUUAAGAAGAAAUAUAUUGGCCAAGAUCAUGUAUAUAAGGCUAUUCAAGUGCAAAAGGGGACAAGGUUUUGGAAAGGUGUAGCAGAAUUAAUGCCGAGAGUUAUUAAAAAUUCGAAAUGGUUGGUGGGUAAUGGGAAUGUGAAUUUUUGGAUGGAUAAUUGGGUUGGUUGUGGGCCUCUUCAUGAUUUUUGUCCAGUAAUAGGGAAUAUUGGCCUUAAAGUUACAGAGGUCUUUGAUAACCGGGGUCCAAAGCUUGAGGUUAUUGGUGAUCUGGUUCCGGAUGAAGUGAUGCAAUUAAUUAAAGAAGCUGGAAUAAAGUUGAAGCCAAAUAAUUUGGAUGUGUUGAUAUGGAAGCAUACGGUGGAGGGGAAAUUUACAAUGAAAUCAGCCUGGGAGUUAUCUAGAGAAAAGGGACAAAUCUAUGAAUGGAAGAAGUGGUUAUGGCAGCCUAAUGUUCAGAAAAAAAUGUCUUUUUUCUGCUGGAGGGCUAAAAGAGGGGCUGUGCCGACGGAUGAAAGAGUGCAAUGGAUGAAUAUUCCUUUAGUGUCUAAAUGUCAGUUUUGUGUUAUUCCAGAUGUAGAAUCUUUGAAUCAUGUUUUAUGUGCAGGGCCGGAAGUUCAAAAGAAACUGGAAGGGUAUGAUGUUGUAUUGGUGGCAGAAAGCAAAGAAAAACACACAAGUGGGCUGGCUGCGAGGAGUCAUUCCUAUUAUGAUCUCAUGGGCUUUAUGGAAGUCUAG